Molecule: messenger RNA, 627 nt
Organism: Dinoponera quadriceps
Lineage: Eukaryota; Metazoa; Arthropoda; Insecta; Hymenoptera; Formicidae
Product: cytochrome P450 6g1-like
Exons: 1
Molecular function (GO): monooxygenase activity; iron ion binding; heme binding
Source: RefSeq, a predicted model, not a curated record
AUGGCGAUUUUAUUAUUCACCUUUGUCCUCGGAUGUAUCGUGGCGGCAUAUAUUUAUCUAACCAAAAAUCAUAACUACUGGCGUGACCGUAACAUUCCGUGCGCGAAGGGCACACUUCCAGGAUUCGGGCAUACAUUGCCGUUGCUUGUCAUGCGAACAACUCUGGGUGAUCUCGUUCAACGGAUCUGUGACCCUUAUCCUGAUCGCAGUAUGGUAGGUUUCUACCAUCAGACGACACCUGCGUUGGUGAUUCGCGAGCCGGAACUGGUAAAGACUGUCCUGCAGACCAACUUCGCAAGUUUUUCCAGGAACACUUGGAAAAUCGAUCCGCAUCUGGAUCUUCUGAUCGCUGCGAACCCUUUUUUCUGCUACGACGAUACAUGGUUGAUAGGCAGGAAACACAUAGGUCUCGCAUUUACUACCAGAAACUUGAAAAUCUUUUUGAACUGCAUCCAGCAGGUAUGCAACAAUCUCGAAAAUUAUCUGAACGACAAGCUAAAGGCGAAUAAUAACACGAUAGAACUCGAGCUAAGUAGUCUGGCCUGCAGAUAUACAACUUCAGUGGCGGCUUAUACCAGUCUCAGCAUAGAAAAUGUGAGCUUCGAACACAAAUCAGACGUGACGUCA